AGCUCGUUCUUGCCCAGGGCUCUAACCUCUCCUCCUGUGGCAGAAGACUGUGCGUAAAAGUAGAGCAGAGAAUGAACUCUCUCGUGAAAUGGGCGCUCAUCCUCUUUGUCCUCUUCUCCAUCAUUCUCAACAUAGUCCUGAUUGGCAUCCACUCCAGCAGGGCGCCCAAAUGCUCCGCUAAGCGCGUUCACCCGCUGGGGGCCAGGCACGAUGAGCGCAGCGUCGUGUUCGCUGACCUCACCAGGGAGGAGUACGUGCAAGUCCAGAAGUACAUGCUCCAGCAGAAAGACCUGGACAUAUCCACCAACCAGAUUACUAAACCAGGGGGAAACUUAUUGUUUUUGAUAGAUCUUUCUCUGCCAAAGAAAGCGGAUGCGCUUGCGUUCUUAGACGGGAGAGCUGCCAAGCCGGUCAGAGAGGCGACUGUUGUGGUCUUCUAUGGUACGAGCGGCCACAUAAAGGAGUAUGUUGUGGGUCCUCUUCCAAAUCCAACAAAGCACAGGGAUGUCACUGUGGAGAGGUAUAAGACAGAACUGCCUAUCACUGCGCGCACCGUCACUAUUGGGGAAUACGCAUUGGUUUUCCAGUUUUUUCAGGAACAUGUCUUCUCCAAACUUACGAAACUCAUGAAAGAGAGCUUCGACGUGGGGGAUGACAAGCAGCUGAAUGCGUUCGAGCAGAUGCCUCGCGGAGUUCGGUCCGGGGACAGAAAGACUUGGGUGUCUUUCUUCAGAGAUAUGAGUGGCAUGUACAUCCACCCGGUGGGCUUCGAGGUGUGGCUGAACCACGAGAGCUUAAACGCCUCUGAAUGGAAAGUGGAGCGGCUUCUUUAUAACGGCCAAUACUUUCAAACUGUAGAGGAACUUAAACAGAAAUAUGAAACUGGGUCCAUAACGAAAAUAGCUUACAAGGAGUCAGCUGACUACGGAUCACUGAAACCAAGAAGGAAACCUCUGCAGGUCGGUCCCCAGCUGUUUAAUGUGGAUGGGAAACGCUUCAGCAUCAGCAAAAACCACGUCCUGUACCUGGACUGGAGCUUUGCCUUCGGACUGAGCUCGCUAACGGGCGCGAGGGUUUUUGACGUGCGUUUCAAGGGUGAGAGGAUCAUCUACGAGCUGAGUGUGCAGGAGGCCAUGUCGGUGUACGGUUCGGUGACACCGGGCAUGAUGUUGACAAAGUUUUUAGACUCAAGCAUCGGAAUAGGACGCUUUGCCCACGAACUGACCCGUGGCGUUGACUGCCCCCAUGACGCAACCUUCAUCGACACAUACCGCUACAUCGAUGUCCCAGCCCCUGUCAGAUUUAGGAACUCCAUAUGCGUGUUUGAGCACAAUUUGGGUCAGCCCCUGAGGAGGCACUUUGCUGACUUCUUCCACAACAGUUAUGGAGGGAUGGUAAACAGUGCCUUAGUGUUUAGGACGAUAACUGCAAUUGGAAACUAUGACUACAUGUGGGAUUUCAUCUUCUACCAAAGCGGAUCAGUGGAAGCCAAAGUGCAUGCCACCGGCUACAUCUCCUCUUCUUACCUGGUAGACGGUAAUCUGAAAUAUGGGCACCAGGUGGCAGAGAAGGUUCUUGGGAACAUUCACACCCACUUUAUUAACUUCAAGGUUGAUCUGGAUUUGUUGGGACAGAAGAACUUUUUCCAGACCAAAGACAUGAAAUAUGUCAACAGGUCUCUGCCAUGGAUGCCUGAUCACUACGCAAUGGUCCCUGAGCUUGUGGAGAAUCAACUGAAAACCGAACAGGAAGCUGCUCUGCGUUAUGACACAAAAACACCGCGCUACCUCCACAUAACCAGCAACCAGACCAACCGCUGGGGCCACCAGCGCUCCUACAGGCUGCAGGUGUUCAGCUUCACUGGAGACCAUCUCCCAGAGAGCCAGACAGAUGAGAGGUCCAUGUCCUGGGCCAGGUAUAAGGUUGCCAUCACCAAGCAUAAGGAUUCAGAGCAGACUAGCUCUAGUCUGUACAGUCAAAACGAUGUCUGGACUCCUGCUGUUGACUUCAGCAAGUUCAUUGCAGACAAUGAAAGCAUUGAGGAUGAGGACCUGGUUGCUUGGGUGACGACUGGUUUCCUCCACAUCCCCCAUGCUGAGGACAUCCCCAACACAGUGACAGUGGGCAAUGGGGGCGGGGUCAUCCUGAGGCCACAUAACUACUUUGAUGAGGACCCUUCCAUCCACUCUCCUGAUUCUGUGUACAUCGGACGAGACACUGAGGAAAGCUGUGAAAACAACAGGAUGGCCUGCCUUGCUGAAGAGGCCUGCAGUCCUGUCCUUGAACCCUUCACCUACCAUGGCUUUGAUGGAGUUAUGAAGUUUGAAGAUUGGGUCUGAUUUACUUAGCACUCUAUGGUUAUAGCUUCAGAAUGUGCAUAUAUAAGUUUAUAACAAGAGGCUUGGGUUGAUGUGUAAAUGUUAUAGGGCAGCCUGGGACGAAAGAUUAGUUUUGAUAUGUGUAGAGCUGCAACAUUCAGCCCACUGAGUUAUUGAAUUUUCCUUUUUUUCUCUCCAAAAUACGUUAAUUCUCCCCUUUUUUAAAAGAAGCACACAGGAAGAUUGUUUUGUGUCAGGGUGUGAUCACCCUAAAGGCUGAUAUAUACUUCUGCGUCGCCCCUACUCAGCAGUGGCUGACACGGACAUGAGCACCACAUACUUGUGCGUCGUUGUGUCCAUUAUGUGCAGCAAUUCUCCACCGAAACACUUGAGGGCAGUGUGGUCUCUCAGAUAGCCGGUCGCCUGCUCCCGCUACGAUCUCUGUUUACUUUUCCACCGAGAUUCAGAGCGUGUUAUGUUAAUCUACAGCUGAUACAUGUUAAUGUUUAUUAUAUAGACAUGAUUCAGGAAGAAUAGAGAGGAGGAGAUGAAAUACAUGGCUGAUGUGCGGCUGAAGUCCCGGAAGUGCUGUAAAUGCGGGAAAUACAAUGCCACUGAGCGGACCAAUCACGGGGCUUGCGGCCCGUGUUGAUUCUACAUGUAGUUACAUUUUGGAGGAGGUGCACGUCAGCUACAUGCGUAGGCCUCUGCUUAGGUAUGGGAGCCACGUGGACCUGUAGCGUAGGCUAUGCCGUUGAUUCGACGCAGAAGUAUAAAUCAGCCUUAACUGAGCAUAAAUAUUUGAAACAGCUUCAACUCUGAUGUCCUUAAGGAAAAAAUUAUCUGACAGGCAAAUUAAACCAUGAAACACAGACAGUCACAUCUGCACUGAUACAAAUUGAUAUACAUAAAUACAUCCUUAAAACUUUAAGUGAAAACCAGAAUAUGUAGAACUGCCUACAAACCAAGAUAUAUCCCCUGUAUGAAAUGAUAAACUGGCCAUCUGGAGCAUAAUGAGAAUGUAACAGUUAAAUUUCAUGAGAUUUUUUAAAAGCCCAACCUGAAGACCUUGAUUUUGGUGAUUUUAUUUUAUUUUUUUGUAUCUAUAGUAGGAGAUCAAAAUAUCUAUUCAAAGGCUCAAGAGGACACUGUAAAAUAAUAGUAAUGAUCUCACUGGUCCCUUAAAAUAUUUGUAACCAGUCUGGGUCAACACUGCAGGGGCAUUACUUCGGGAUGUACCUAAGCUAACUCAAUGCGCCACACAAAACAGGAAAUAGGCAAAACCAAACAUGUUGGUGCCACAUAAUUUAAAAGUAGAUUUUUCAACACAUUUAAAUUGCAAAGCAAAAUGUUACAGUCCCCUCCUCCCGGAAAUUUGAUUGCCUACCCCAUGUGCUACCUCAUACUCCUAAACUAUCAUUAACAAGUUCAGAGGCCAGACUUCAGUUCAGGCUGUGGCUUUUAAGUGUAACACGUUUCUUCUGUACUUUAAACUGUGACUUUGUGAGAUACUUUUCUAAAUAAGAAUUAAAGAAUGAUACAUUUGUAUGUUUUUUACCUCUGUUUUUUUUACUUUCUAAUUAAAAAGUUAUACACAGGUAUUUAAUAACUUUAAAGUAAACAUAAAUACAAAAAAUUUAAAAAAAAAAUGGUAAUCUUAUAUGUGGAGCAAAAAAAGUCCAAAAAUAUCCUGUUAGUGUGACUUGGUAUUAAAAAAAUGAUGCUACUGUAUUAACAUCCAUCCUGAAGUGGUCAACACAGAGGGCAUUUUCCCUUCUCUGUAGAAGCAUGUUAGUAUUACUAUGUACAGUAUGUCAACGUGAUGAUGUUGCCAUUAAAAUAACAAAAACAUUUUGAAUGCAGCCUCACAGAGCAGCAAAUAUGGUUAUUGAACUCUUAGCUGUAAAGUAAUGUGGAUACUCAUGUUAGAAUUAUUUUAGUAUUCUUUGUAAGCUGUGUCAAUGCGUUGAGUGUGACUUAGGUUGGCUUAAUACUUACACCGUGGUUAUGCACUUAUACUAGAAAGUAUGACUUCUUCAUUUAGUGGAAAAUUGCAACACUUUGGAUCAUAAUAGCUAACUUUUUAACAUUAUUUUUACACUUUAAAACACAUUGUACCUUGUUAGCUAACCUCACUUUGGUUUAGAUCCACAACAAUUACAAGUACAUAUGAACUAGCUGUUAUGUUUAAAAGCCUGUGUGAUGGAAUAAUACUCAGCAUACCACAAAAGAAAACUUAGUAUACUAUAGACACAUGAAAAGUUAGUUUUCUGUAGUAUAUUGUUGUGUCUUCUCUUGUGUCUUUUUUUUUGUACAGAAAUAACCUCAACAGCUAGUUUGCACCACUUUGCUUGGCACCAGGUUGAAUUUAUGUGGCCCCUUCUAGAACUAAGUUGGCAUAUUAGUAACCAUAAAAAGGGAAAAGCUUCAAGCUCUUCAUUCUUGAAUUUUGAAUCAUUUUGUUUUCAAACUCUGGUAACUUAUAGUGCAAAAAGGUUCAUAUGGUCGGACACUGCAUAUUAUAGUUAGACAUUUCUUGUAUCUAGGCAGGUGUCUUGUCUUUUUUACAUUGAGAUGUUUCAACAAAAAACUUCCUGCAGUCUUCCUCAGAAGAGUCACAUGAGGUUGCUGUGACUCUUCUAUCAGCUGAUGUAUUGAGGUAUGGUCGUCCUACCUGAAGUUUCUUGCAAUAAAACAUACACCAGUGAAACAGA
This is a messenger RNA of Notolabrus celidotus (New Zealand spotty), 5032 nucleotides long. RefSeq names its product membrane primary amine oxidase-like. Gene Ontology annotation, biological process: amine metabolic process. Gene Ontology annotation, cellular component: plasma membrane. Lineage: Eukaryota; Metazoa; Chordata; Actinopteri; Labriformes; Labridae. The transcript has 5 exons. The record is from RefSeq and is a predicted model, not a curated record. Gene Ontology annotation, molecular function: copper ion binding; quinone binding; primary methylamine oxidase activity. The coding region runs from base 72 to 2339 and encodes 755 amino acids.